Messenger RNA from Cricetulus griseus (Chinese hamster), 2322 nucleotides. Lineage: Eukaryota; Metazoa; Chordata; Mammalia; Rodentia; Cricetidae. The record is from RefSeq and is a predicted model, not a curated record.
GACUCCCAGAGGCCAGGACGGACUCAGCUAUGUCAGAGCUGGUACCUGAGCCCAGGCCUAAGCCGGCGGUGCCCAUGAAGCCUGUCAGCAUCAACUCCAACCUGCUAGGCUACAUCGGCAUUGACACCAUCAUUGAACAGAUGCGCAAGAAAACCAUGAAGACUGGUUUUGACUUCAACAUCAUGGUCGUUGGCCAGAGUGGAUUGGGCAAGUCAACGCUGGUCAACACACUCUUCAAGUCCCAAGUGAGCCGAAAGGCCUCCAGCUGGAACCGGGAGGAGAAGAUCCCUAAGACAGUAGAAAUCAAAGCAAUUGGGCAUGUGAUAGAGGAAGGUGGUGUCAAAAUGAAGCUGACAGUCAUCGACACACCAGGCUUUGGGGACCAGAUCAACAAUGAAAACUGCUGGGAGCCCAUUGAGAAAUACAUCAAUGAGCAGUAUGAGAAAUUCCUGAAGGAAGAGGUGAACAUCGCCAGGAAGAAGCGCAUCCCCGACACUCGUGUCCACUGCUGCCUCUACUUCAUCUCCCCCACAGGACACUCCUUACGACCGCUUGAUCUUGAGUUCAUGAAACACCUCAGCAAAGUGGUGAACAUCAUCCCUGUCAUUGCCAAGGCUGACACCAUGACCCUGGAGGAGAAAUCGGAAUUCAAGCAGAGGGUUCGCAAAGAGCUUGAAGUUAACGGUAUUGAGUUCUACCCUCAGAAGGAGUUUGACGAAGAUUUGGAGGACAAGACAGAGAAUGACAAAAUAAGGCAGGAAAGCAUGCCCUUCGCUGUGGUGGGGAGUGACAAGGAGUACCAAGUGAAUGGCAAGAGGGUCCUCGGCAGAAAAACCCCCUGGGGGAUCAUCGAAGUGGAAAACCUCAACCACUGUGAGUUUGCACUGCUUCGAGACUUCGUCAUCAGGACUCACCUCCAGGACCUCAAAGAAGUAACCCACAACAUCCACUAUGAGACUUACAGGGCCAAGAGGCUCAAUGACAAUGGAGGCCUCCCUCCGGGAGAAGGCCUCCUGGGCACUGUCCUUCCACCUGUGCCAGCCACCCCCUGCCCCACUGCUGAAUGAAGUCCAUUUCAAGCGCUGCUUCUCCCUCAUUCCUCCCAGCUGUUAUUGCUGCAGGGCCAAGCCCCUUUUAAUGCCAUGCUUGUCCAACCCACCACCACAGCCCCUCUCAGCCCUCCUUAGCAGGUGGGAGGGGCCAGCUGCCUUUAGGACAGUAGCUUCCUCCCUUUAGCCAAACUUCUCCUCUCCUCCUAAUGGAAUGGAGUUCCUGCCAGCCAGCAUUGUCCUGCUCCAUCGUCUGUCAGCAGCCCCAGACCAUGUGUAGGGAGAAGGAACUCACCGAGAGCUUCUCCUGCCCUUGCAAGCCCAUAGCAGUGACUUGGAACCAUCUCCAAGGGAACCAGCAUUGCUCCCUAGCCAUCCAUCUGCAUGAGUACUCUCUUGGUUCCCUUAAAUGGUCAAGAAAGCAAUUUUCUGCUUGUUAGAGUCACUGAGGUCAGCUGUGUGAGCCCCCAUGUGGGACAAGGGUGUCUCCUUCAUUGCUUAAAGGUAUUUAUAAGGGUGAUUCAUUACAGAUGUUGGGGAGCAAGGGGGCUAGCAUCACUUAAAAAAAAAAUCAUCACUGGUGGCUGGCCCAGUGUGUGUAGACAACCUGUUUACUCCAAAAAAUGGCCAUUUGGGAAGUGAUUUUCCUGAAAAGAGGUUGCUGAGUUUGAUUUCCUUAUUCCCAAACUAAAAAAAAAAAAUGUGAAUUAAGUACACACAUGAACCACCCAAAACCCAUAAGCUAUAUACACUAUAGGAAGAAAAAUAGCACCCUUUUGUACAUUUAGCAAUAAGAGGGAUCUCUUCCCACCUACCCUGACCAUUCCUACUCCCAUCCCCCACCCUGUUAAUGUGAGCAAUGAAUUACCUGACCACAGGUGGUCGAUAUAGGCUAAUGGAAAAUACUCAAUGGAGGGCAAAGCCCCCAGCAGAUGCAUGAAUGUUUGCGAAUGUCGGCUGCCACUGCCCCGUACACUGUGUCUUUAUAGAAUCCUCCCUUGGCCACCUCACCUGCCAUCUCCACCUGGAUACAACUUGCUCAAAGGCUGGUGACUUUUGGGCCACUCAUCUAUAAGUCUUGAUGGAACAAGAGGCCCAAGCCUAGGGGAUGCAGGAACGACCCAUUUUUAAAAUGUUAGUAGUCCCAGCCAAUGUUUUGGUGAUAUUCCAGUUUAAUUUCCCAAUUAAAAGCAAGCCAACAGACACUCAGACUGGUCCUGUAAAUGUUGCUAGCCUCUGUGUUUACAACUAAACAUUGCUGUUUGAACAAUAA